Microthlaspi erraticum is the source of this 459-nucleotide messenger RNA. The record is from the annotation of a GenBank genome assembly. NCBI's taxonomy places the organism in Eukaryota, Viridiplantae, Streptophyta, Magnoliopsida, Brassicales, Brassicaceae.
AUGCACUUGGCCAAGCUUCUUCUCUUACACAUGGAAUCCUACAAGGAGCUCACUUGCGAGUUCUUAGCUUCAAUGAGCUGGAAUCUUGUUUGGGUUCAACUAUGGAGAGGGACCAAGUGGAACUUCAAGGAAAAGGAACUCCAAAGGGUUUGGGCUACAAUCGCUGAUGGAGUGUACUCUUCCUCAAGGUCCAAGGCAGCUCAGAUCAGGAGCCCAGUCUUGAGAUAUGUGCACAAGGCACUUGCCAACACCUUCUUUGCAAGGAAGGCGACCGGGACAAUCAACGAGGGGGAACUCAAGUUUCUUGACAUGGGAAUCAAGCCCAUUCUCUCACGCACAAGCGAUGGCAAGAGGAUCAGGGGAGAUAGAUCUGACACAGGGAACUUGAUGCCUUUCCUUGACCAUCUCCUACCUACAAGAUCACAGCUUACAACACUAGGCAUCAACGAGGGAGGCUAA